CCGACCCGCAGGCACGGGGACCGCGCGCGCCCGGCCGGGGACCCGCCGAACCGAACCCGCGCCCCCGCCUCCCCCUUGGUGUUCAGAACCGUUUUCUGGCGGCACCAGAACUCGGGCUCCUCCCGCACGGCGGGCGCUGCUCGGCAGUAACUCCGUCUCCCGGAGCCGCGAGCUUCCCUCCGGCCCGCCCGCCCCUGGCGCCCGAGUUGGUUUGUUUUGCGCGCAGCAGCGGGAGCCGACGGGUUUGGGCUCUUUUUGGUUUUUUUCUUCUUCCCUCUGUUUCUUUCCCUCUCAUUGCUUUUUCUCCCCAAGCAGAUCGCUUUCCCCUCUUCCUGCCUCUUCCCUCCGCGCUCUCUCCCUCCCGCCCUGGGUCCCUCCCCGGACGGCUCUGCGCUCCCUGCGCCGCCGCCGCCUCCUCCGCGGUCCCCGCCGCCCGCGCCCGCCCUCGGAUGCGCUGAGAGCCCCCGGCGCGAGUUUAUGGAAAUAGUGGGGUGCCGAGCCGGAGACGACACGUGUCCCUUCCGCCCCCCAGCCAUGCUCUUCCACGGCAUCUCCGGAGGCCACAUCCAGGGCAUCAUGGAGGAGAUGGAGCGCAGAUCCAAGGGCGAGGCCCGCCUGGCCAAGGGCGCGCAGCUCAACGGCCGCGACGCGGGCCUGCCCCCGCUGAGCCCCGAGAAGCCCGCGCUGUGUGCCGGUUGCGGGGGCAAGAUCGCCGACAGGUACUACCUGCUGGCGGUUGACAAGCAGUGGCACCUGCGCUGCCUCAAGUGCUGCGAGUGCAAGCUUGCCCUGGAGUCCGAGCUCACCUGCUUCGCCAAGGACGGCAGCAUUUACUGCAAGGAGGACUACUACCGGAGGUUCUCCGUGCAGCGAUGUGCCCGCUGCCACCUGGGCAUCUCCGCCUCCGAGAUGGUCAUGCGCGCGCGCGACGCCGUCUACCACCUGAGCUGUUUCACCUGCUCCACCUGCAGCAAGACGCUGGCCACGGGCGACCACUUCGGCAUGAAGGACGGCCUGGUCUACUGCCGCGCGCACUUCGAGAGCCUCCUGCACGGGGAGUUCCCGGCGCCGCUGAGCUACACGGAGCUGGCGGCCAAGGGCGGCGGCCUGGCGCUGCCUUACUUCAACGGCACGGGCACCGUGCAGAAGGGGCGGCCCCGCAAGCGGAAGAGCCCGGCCUUGGGCGUGGACAUCGUCAAUUACAGCUCAGGUUGCAACGAGAAUGAGGCCGACCCCCUGGACCGCGACCAGCAGCCCUACCCGCCCUCGCAGAAGACCAAGCGCAUGCGCACCUCCUUCAAGCACCACCAGCUGCGGACCAUGAAGUCCUACUUCGCCAUCAACCACAACCCGGACGCCAAGGACCUCAAACAGCUCGCCCAGAAGACGGGCCUCACCAAGCGAGUGCUGCAGGGAGAACAAAUCUUGGGGUAUUACAGCCAAACAUCCCGACGAUUGAAAAUUCCCUAAAGUAUUAAAAGAAGGGGAAAGUUUGAUCGGAAAUCCACAGCAGUGAAGACAAAGACAAAUAUUAGGUUAUGCUAAUCACACACUCUAAAAACCGAUUGAGCCAAAAAAAAAAAAAAAAAAAAGAGCGAGAGAGAGACUUAAAUGUCAUUUCCUGAUGGUGAACAAUAAAUAAUUCUGUUCUUUAUGAUGCCGAACACACACACACACACACACACACACACACACACACACACACACACACACGGGGGCUUCACGUGAUGUGGCUUAAAACGAAACGAGAUACACCGUGUGUAUAAACAGAGCCACCCGGCAGCCGUACGCCCGCCUCACCCCUGAAGCCAGUUAUUCUCGGAAAAGCAGACCCCGCACACUUGUCAAGCACAGUGCAGCCCCCCCACCUUCCUCUCACCUGCUUGCUCACGUGUCCUGGUCCUACCUGUGAAGGCAUCUUCCAAUUGUAAAGUCAGAGCCACCCCAGGCCUCACUGGAGAGAGUAGGGAGUCACCCCCCUCCCCGCGACCCCCCUCCCCCCGUAAUUCUAGUCUUGUUUAUCCCUUUCGAAUCAGAGAUCUCUGCAUGUACCUCUCCACCUGCCACUCCCCGUGUGCGCCUCUGUAUGAAGACUUCUCUUUGCUGUUUCCUGUAUGAUAAGUAGCUUUCACGAAUAAACAUUGCCUGCGAUGCGAGCAGAGUUCACUGUAUGUGAGAGACACACACAGGGUUGAGGUGAACGUUGCACGCCGUCUCCAGGAGGCGGCGCCGCGCAUCUCCAACUUGUGAGACCUAGGAGACCGGUCGAGUUGGGUUUGACUGUCGAGGUUCCGUGCUGGUAGUCUAGGAUGCCAUUGCUGACCUGGUUUUGAACGUUUCAUGGACCAAUGGACGUGUAUUUAAAAAGAAAAGAAAAAAAAACACACACACA
Molecule: messenger RNA, 2392 nt
Organism: Myotis daubentonii (Daubenton's bat)
Lineage: Eukaryota; Metazoa; Chordata; Mammalia; Chiroptera; Vespertilionidae
Gene: LHX9
Product: LIM homeobox 9
Biological process (GO): neuron differentiation; regulation of transcription by RNA polymerase II
Cellular component (GO): nucleus
Molecular function (GO): RNA polymerase II transcription regulatory region sequence-specific DNA binding; DNA-binding transcription factor activity, RNA polymerase II-specific
Source: RefSeq, a predicted model, not a curated record